AUGGAGCGAAUUGAAAUAGCCUUAGAGGAGUAUUUGCAAUAUGAGAGCAAAAUUGAGCAUGUCUUCGAUUGCAACAAUUUCAGUGAAGAAAGAAAGUUGAAGCUUGCUGUGGCUGAAUUUUGUGAUUACGCCAUUAUAUGGUGGACAUCUUUGAAAUCAGAGUGGAGGAGAAAUUAUGAAGAACCAAUUGAAACGUGGGAGGAAUUGAAGACAUUAAUGAGAAAAAGGUACAUUCCUAAGCAUUAUUCUCGAAUACUCAAGCAAAAACUCUAUACUUUACAACAGGGAUCCAAAAAGCAUUUACAACAGGGAUCCAAAAGUGUUGAAGAAUAUUAUAAAGAAAUGGAGACCCUUAUGAAUAGAGCAUGUAUUGAUGAAGAUGAGCAAGAUACAAUGGCUAUAUUUCUUGGUGGGUUAAACCGACAACUUGCUCAUCAAGUGGAUAGACAAGCGUACUUUGAUAUGCAAGAAUUGUUACACCUUGCUGUCAAAAUCAAAGGGCAACUAGCUUGGGAGAAGGAGAACUUCAAGAGGUAUGGUAUUUCAAAGUCUACUACUUUCAACACUUGGAAAAAGAAUGCAAAUAUUGAAAAGUUAGAUUUCAAAGUUGGAGGCAAGUAUGAUCUUGACAAAAAGAACAAAGCUGAGACCUCCAAGGAUAAAGAGAAAGCGGAGGAAUAUAAGGAGAUUCAAGAAAGAAAUAGAGACAUCAAAUGUUGGAAAUAUCAAGGAAUUGGUCAUCUUAAUCGUGAUUGUCCUAACAAGAGAGUCAUGAUCAUCAAGAAUGGACAAGUUGUCACAGAUAGUGAGAAAAGCGACCAUGAUAAGCUAGAUGAAGAGAAAAUCCAGGAGCAUGAGGAGGAACUAGAAGAUGGGAGUCGUUUGGUACUUGUAACCAGAAGACUUCUUAAAACUCAAGUUACAGAGAAUGAUGUUGAUGAUCAAAGAGACAACCUAUUUCACACAAGGUGUUUAGUUAAGGGGACUCCUUGUAGUUUUGUAAUUGAUAGUGGAAGCUGCACCAAUGUCGUAAGUGAAAUGUUGAUCAAAAGGUUGCUAAUUCCAACCCAACACCAUCCUAAACCUUACAAGCUUCAAUGGCUCAAUGACAGUGGAACAAUGAAGGUAACUUCUCAAGGUUUAAUAUCUUUUACUUUAGGAAAAUAUAAAGAUGAAGUUCUUUGUGACGUUUUACCAAUUACUGGAGACAUAUUGCUUGGCAGACCAUGACAAUUUGACAGGAGGGAAUUUGAUGACGUAUUCCAAGAUGAAGUCCCUAAAGGACUACCUCCAAUUAGAGGUAUUGAACAUAAAAUAGACUUCAUUCCAGGGCCGAUAAUUCCUAAUAAGCCAGCUUAUUGAGCCAGCCCAACUGAGACUAAAGAAAUUCGAAGGAAAAUAGAGGAGCUUAUGGAGAAGGGCUAUAUACGAGAGAGUUUGAGUCCAUGUUCUGUACCAAUCUUAUUGAUGCCAAAGAAAGAUGGAACGUGGCGUAUGUGCAUGGAUUUUAACUUUCUUGGCUUCAUAGUUGGUAAAAAUGGAGUAGAAGUAGAUGAAGAGAAAGUUAAAGCAAUUAGGGAUUGGCCAACACCACAAAAUGCAACUGACGUACGUAGUUUUCAUGGGUUAGCUAGCUUCUAUAGGAGAUUUAUAAAAGAUUUUAGCACCAUAGCUACACCAUUGAAUGACUUGGUGAAAAAUAAUGUUGUUUUUAAACGGGGAGAUAUGCAAGAGAAUGCAUUUAAUGAGCUUAAGAAUAAAUUAACUAAUGCACCAUUACUUGUCUUGCCUAACUUUGAUAAAACUUUUGAAAUUGAGUGUGAUGCAAGUGGUUUGGGCAUAGGUGUUGUUUUGAUGCAAGAUGACAAACCCGUAAUGUAUUUUAGUGAAAAACUAAAUGGGGCAGCAUUGAACUAUCCUACCUAUGAUAAAGAAUUGUUUGCUUUAGUUCGCACAUUGCAAGUUUGGUAACACUAUUUAUGGCCUAGAGAAUUUGUGAUCCACUCUGAUCAUGAAAGCUUGAAGUAUCUUAAUGGUCAAAGCAAACUGAACCGUAGGCAUGUAAAGUGGGUGGAGUUUAUUGAAACAUUUCCAUAUGUCAUUAAAUAUAAGUAAAGUAAGGAUAAUAUGGUAGCUGAUGCAUUAUCUAUGUUUCAUGAAUUCUUAUUUAAGAAAAGUAAGCUUUGUAUUCCUAAAUGCUCUAUCCGAGAUUUGCUUGUUAAAGAAGCGCAUGGUGGUGGCUUAAUGGGACAUUUUGGGAUUAAUAAAACUUAUAAUAUGUUGCAUGAACACUUCUUUUGGCCGAAAAUGAAGCAUGAUGUUCAUAAAUUUUGUAGUCAAUGCUUUAAAUGCAAAGAAGCUAAAUCUAGGUCACAACCAAAUGGAUUGUACACUCCUUUGAAUGUACCUAAUGAACCUUGGAGUAAUAUAUCAAUGGAUUUUGUUCUUGGUUUACCGCACACUAAAAAGGGUAAAGAUAGUAUUUUUGUUGGAGACAGAUUUAGUAAGAUGACUCAUUUUAUUGCAUGUAACAAGACGGACGAUGCAAAACAUGUUGGUGACUUAUUUUUUAGGGAAGUAGUAAGAUUACAUGGAAUCCCUAGAAUAAUUGUUAGUGAUAGGGAUGCUAAAUUUCUAAGUCACUUUUGGAAAGUAUUGUGGGGUAAAUUGGGUACCAAAUUGUUGUUUUCAACUACAUGUAAUUCUCAGACGGAUGGACAAACUGAGUUGGUUAAUAGAACAUUAGAAAUGCUUAGGGCUAUUAUUUCUAAGAAUAUUAAGUCUUGGGAUGAAUGUUUGCCAUUUGUAGAGUUUGCAUAUAAUAGAGCAAUUCAUAGUACAACUCAUUGUUCUCCUUUUGAAGUUGUUUAUGGAUUUAAUCCACUUACGCCUCUUGAUUUGCUCCCUACUCCUUGGGUUUGGAUACAUUUUCGCAAGGAGCGAUUCCCAUCUCAACGGAAGACAAAGCUAUCCAAGAGGGGACAUCCAAGAGGGGAUGACCCUUAUGAAGUCCUUGAAAGAAUUAAUAACAAUGCAUAUAAAAUUGAUAUUCCCAGAGACUUUUCAGUACAUUCUACUUUCAAUGUUGCUGACUUAAGAUGUUCAGUGACAGGGACUGCAUAG
Messenger RNA from Cucurbita maxima (winter squash), 3123 nucleotides. RefSeq lists its product as uncharacterized. NCBI's taxonomy places the organism in Eukaryota, Viridiplantae, Streptophyta, Magnoliopsida, Cucurbitales, Cucurbitaceae. Gene Ontology annotation, molecular function: nucleic acid binding. Gene Ontology annotation, biological process: DNA integration. The record is from RefSeq and is a predicted model, not a curated record.